This is a messenger RNA of Chelonus insularis, 8327 nucleotides long. RefSeq names its product B-box type zinc finger protein ncl-1-like. Lineage: Eukaryota; Metazoa; Arthropoda; Insecta; Hymenoptera; Braconidae. Bases 1174 to 4017 code for a protein of 947 amino acids. Gene Ontology annotation, molecular function: zinc ion binding; protein binding; ubiquitin protein ligase activity. The transcript has 8 exons. The record is from RefSeq and is a predicted model, not a curated record.
GUACACCUUUACGUACAAAAGUUCGCGCAUGUGCUUGUUUAAAUCAUUGAAAAAAGGUUUAUUUAUUGGCAUUUUAAUGGUCUUGUAUUGAUUAUUCAUUAUGCUCUACAUUAUUUUAAUGAAAAACGUUUUAGAAAUUCAUAACUAAUAGAUAAAAGUUAACUAAUUUUGGUAAUGUGCAUAUCGUUUUAUGGGCAAACUUUUUGAGGUUAAAUUGAUUUUUGAAAUUAUCUAUUUGAGCCCCCUAACGGCUAUUAAAUAAAUCAAAUCAUUUCUUUGGCGGGUAACACUGCUGAGAUCAGUAAAAUAUCUGCAUUAUUUCGUCCACCGACUGUUGAACAAGUGCUACGCAAUUUUUAAUUGAAUGUUUUUGGAAAUGAAAAAUUGCAUGUAGUAAUUGAUCAGUUUUACAAAUUUUAAUAUAUUCUUGUUGUAGUGAAAAGAUAAAAAAAAUUUUUAAUUAUAGUCAUUAAAAAAAAUUAAUAAUAAUUGUUAAAAAAUUAACAAAAAAGGUGUUGAAAAAAUAAAAGAAAAAAAAGAGGGGAUAAAAACAAAUGUUGAUCGUGAACUCGUAUCGUGCGCGAUUGGCGGUGAUUCUACCAACGACAACGAGAAAGAAUUGAGGGAUCAAGAAGGGCAGAGACGUAAGGGAUGAGCGCAAUCGACGUAACGAGCAACCAACUCGUAUACUGAAAGAGGCUCGUGUGGUUUAUCAUAUAUAAAUAUACAAUACUUGUGUUUAUAAUUUUUUAAAUAAUUAUUAAAAUAAAGAUCUCGAGGUAAUCUUCUGAUAUAUCCUCGUUGUUAAAUGCAAAUCGUAUUUAAUCGUGAAAAAAAUCGCGGCAUCGUUCACGUCAAUUAUAUCUUCCUACUACUGCGGUCGUAUUGUGUAUGAAGAAGUGUUUUGUCUUUUUCGUAUCUAUCAUGGCGUAUUUGAAAUUACAUCCAGAAAUCGCAAUAAGCUUAUACAUUGUGUGGAUCGUAAAACAGUGAAAUAAACUUGGAUGAAAUAUUGACAGUAAAAAAAUUUAGAUGGUGAAGGGUGAGGUGGGAGUUUGAAGUUGAAGACGAGGUCGUUUUGGGUGAAGUUCAGUGUUAUUUGACGCCCAAGGACAAGUUGUUGGAUACUUGAACUACAUUUGAAUAAUACGAUACAUAUAUAAAACGUAACAAAUGGCAUCGUCGACGAUUGCCGUGCCAACAGCAACUGCUCCAGCUCCUGUGACGACCAUGCAAGAAAGUGAAGAAGUUGACGGUGGAGAUUUAAUGGGCGAUUGGAAUAUUGGAGAAAAUGAUAGAACUGAUGGAGCUAUAUCUAGCAAUGCUGGUGAUCCACUUGAAGAGAUUCCUGAUGAAAAUGGCAAUACUAGAGAUGAGGAGUGUGCUCUCUGUGAGAGGAAGUUAUGCUCACCCAGAUUACUCUCUUGUCUACAUGUUUUUUGUGAAUCCUGUUUGGAUAAGCAGUUGAUUAAUGAUGGGAAUGAUUCAAAAAUUGACUCAAUAAUUACUUGUUCAAUAUGUGGUCAACAAACAUCCGUGGGACCUAAAGGAGCUGCAUCGUUACCUUGUGACUAUGUUCUUACUAACAUCUUAGACAUGUCAGCAAUAGAAAACAUGACUGUUCUUUGCACCUCCUGCAAAACUAAAGAGAGUGCAGUGGCACGUUGCUCUGAUUGUGCCAAUUUUUUGUGUCCCAAUUGUAACACUGCUCAUCAAUACAUGCGAUGUUUUGAGAGCCACAGAGUUAUAGCAUUUGAGGAUCUCAAAAAAUCAAAUAAGACUGUACCUAUUCACAAGCCUAUUUUUUGUGAAUUUCAUCCUGCUGAAAAUAUGAAAUUCUAUUGUUAUACAUGUCAAGAACCAAUUUGCAAUGAAUGUCUACUAGUAGAGCAUAAAACACCAGAACAUCAAUACGAAAGAAUCUCUGAUGCUGAAGGUCGUCAAAUAGAAGAGAUAGUCAACUUGAUGUCUGAAAGUAAAACUAAGAUAUCGGAAUGUGAGAGAGCAUCUCUACAGCUUGAGAAUGCAUUAAGUGAACUACAAUCUCAACAUGAUCAAGCAAAAGAUCUUAUAAUAGAAACUUUUCAAAGUUAUAAAGCCAUUUUGGAAAAGUGUCGAGAUAAUGCUUUGAAUAAUCUAGAAAAACUACAUUCCGAAAGAGAACUCGAAGUAAUGGAUACUUUUCAUAAUGUGGAUAAAACCAAGGAGAAAAUUGAAGAUGCAAAUCGUUUUACUUCAAGACUACUCGAACACGGUGACACGAUAGAAAUUUUAGCCCUGAAAAGAUUAGUGUCAACUCAACUGAUGAAUUUAAUCAAUAAUACCCCAAAGCCGAAUAUCAAAUUUUCGAUUGAAUUUCAAACAGAUUAUGAUCAUUUUGAUAGUGUUAUAAAUGAAUGUUUUGGAAAAUUUAAAACCGAAAGUACACCAAACGUUAAAACAUCACCGGAAAUUAUAACAACAAUGGCAGCUGUAACUAGUCAUCAAAUAGUGCCGAUGCCUUGCCCUAAUUCCAUUAGUACUAAUUCAUCUAUUUCCUUACCUACGUCAAUGCAAUCUUCUUUUGAAGGUGAUCCUUCUUUCAUUAUACCUCCUACAUCAAGUCCACAAAAUGUUCCUCAACCUCCACCACCUGUUUCUCUUCCUCCAGGUCCAAUGCAUGGUUUUACAAGUAUUCAAGAGUACAAUUUGCAACAAUUAGCAAGUCUUGCAGAAAAAGUGGAUCUCAAUGACUCAAGUGUAGUUGCGCCGAGCGCUAACCCAAGUCCAACUCCGUCCUUCACACUGGCCGAUUUACUCGCGGGUGAAUUUCCGGUUAAUUCUACCAGCCAUGCCAUCAAUAAUUUACAGGCCCUAGCGAAAUUAGAAGCUCUUAGGAGUAAUUCUCUGGCCAAUCAAGAUUUGGGAAAUCCAACGUUAAAUGGUGGAGGAGGUCUGGUCUUAGGGCGUGUUCCAUCACCCGUAAUGAAUGAACCUCCCAAUUUAGGAUCUUUAAGUGCAAAUACACUUCUUAAUGGAGGCUUUCAAUCUUUAUCAAACUCAACAUCGCCUAUUUUAUCACAAGGGCAAGAUGACCUUAAAAACGAAUCGAUGCACAAUAUGCAAGGAGUAGUAACUAAUAGUGUUGCUAAUGUCCCUGGUAGCGGAGCUGGUAAUUACACCCAUUCACGUUCUGCUAACACAAAACAAACACCGAUGCAAAUUCGAUCAAAAUUUGGUCAGCUUGGACCUGGUAAAGGCCAAUUCAAUUCACCUCAUGGAUUUUGUCUUGGUGCUGAUGAAGAUAUCAUUGUCGCAGAUACAAACAAUCACAGAAUUCAAAUAUUUGAUAAAAUGGGUCAAUUUAAAUCGUUGUUUGGAAUUCCGGGCAAGGAAGAAGGUCAAUUGUGGUAUCCAAGAAAAGUUGCAGUAAUGAGGAAUUGUGGAAAAUUUGUGGUCUGUGACCGUGGAAAUGAACGAUCUAGAAUGCAAAUUUUUACAAAGAAUGGACAUUUUAUUAAAAAAAUAGCUAUUCGAUAUAUUGACAUCGUAGCAGGUCUUGCUGUCACUAGUCAAGGGCAUAUUGUGGCUGUUGACAGUGUGUCACCUACUGUGUUCGUUAUUAGCGAUAAUGGUAAUCUCCUUAACUGGUUCGAUUGCAGUGAUUACAUGAGAGAACCAAGUGAUAUCGCCAUAAGUGGGAAAGAGUUUUUUGUUUGUGACUUCAAAGGACAUUGUGUUGUAGUAUUCAAUGAAGAAGGUCAUUUCUUGCGUCGUAUCGGCUGUGAAAAUAUAACAAACUUCCCGAAUGGGAUUGAUAUUAGCGACGCUGGAGAUGUGCUGAUUGGCGAUUCUCACGGAAACCGUUUUCAUGUUGCUGUAUAUUCACGAGAGGGUUCUUUAAUAUCUGAAUUUGAAUGUCCUUAUGUAAAGGUAUCACGAUGCUGCGGCCUUAAAAUAACUUCUGAAGGUUACAUAGUAACAUUGGCCAAAAACAAUCACCACGUCCUUGUGUUAAACACUCUCUACAUAUUAUGAGGUGAGAAAAGACCACUAAUAACGUCGCAACUUCCGCCUGCAUGCAGUACUUCUUUUGAAACUGCAGUAUUCCCAACGAAAAGAUGAAAAACAGGCAAGUCCUGGGCAUUUCGCCAGUUAUUUUCUGGCCUAUCAAAAGCAAUAGCAUACAGUGAAUAUUCUCUAUCAACCAACAUCAUCAAAAAAUACAUCUCAUGCGGCUUUAAUAGUUACGAAACAAAUAUGCGUCCCUGUUUUAUGAAAGUAAACAUCAGAAACUAAUAACUUUAAUGCGUUAACGGUUUUAAAUAGAGAAAGUUGAAUCAACAAAAAUGAGAGAAAGGGAACGAAGGUAAGGUGCAAAGUUUAGCAUACAUUUUCGACCAAACACAGUAUAAUAGUUAUUUAGAGAAUUGCAUUUGGUAAACUGCCAAGGGGUUAAAAAUGACAAAUUUUAAGUGUACCGUAGGAGCCUCUGGCUGCAGGCUAAUCACGAUUAAGCGUGUGUGCGUUGCGUGCUAGUAGACAAGCGCGGAUUGCUUUAUUAGCUGCCGAAGCAAUUUUUACAAUGGCCUUUUUGUCAAAAUUGGUCGUUGGACAUCAUUUUGACAUGUCAGUAUUUUAAGUAAUAAAUCACAAAUCAAAGUAAUCUAGUCUUAUUCGAGCACCAUCAUCCUCUUCUAUACUGUUUUAUCAGUUGUGCUCAAAUAUUUCAAAUGCUCGAAAUCACUCCCUUUCUUUUCUGUUUCCUUAUAAUUGUGUAACUUGUUAAAAGAAAGGGAGAAUAAUUGUUAAGAAAUAGAUAUAAAUUAUUUGAAGUUUUUAAAACAGUUCAAAUAAUUAAUAAGAUCAAUAUCAUCAUCAAUGAUAAAUUAAAUUUUUAUUUUAUUCUUUAUCUUGAUGAUUUAAAAAAACAAUUUAAGGACUUCCAAUUUAUUUUAUUUAUGUUUUUUUUGUUAGCCCCAGGAAAAUCAUUUAUCUUUUGAGAUUGCAAAAUCUUUGUUCUACUUGUUAUAUACUUGCACUAUUCAUCUUUGAUAUCCUUGGGCUGACAAUUUCAUAAGAUAAAAUAAGUUAAUAGAUCAUCGAGAAAAGAAUAAUAAUUAUAAGACAUUGCUGUCUAAUAAAAAACAAAAAUUGAACAUAAAUAUAUAAAUAUAUAUAUUACCUUGAAAAUUAGAUAUUAUAUGUGUGAAUUAUUGGUCGUGGUGCUAGGCGAUAUAUCUCAUAGUUUAACAAUUACAUUGAAUUUUUAAGAGUAAAGAAAGAAAUCGGUAUGUUGGUGGGAUUUAUAAGAUGAAAAAUUACUUAUAAAUCACGUUCUUUUAAUCAUUUAUUAUUUUUUUUUUUUAAUUUUAUUAUUUUCUGUAUUACCGCCAUGUGUGGUCUUGUAAAUUGUUCUGUAUAAAAUUGAUACUUUAUAGAUGAUACUUUCAAUUUUAUCAGCAGAUAUGCUGUUGACUAGAAUAACGUCUAUGUAUCUUAUACAAGGGUAAUUGAUAAAAAGAAACGUAAAGAUAUAAAAAGUGACAAAAGCCAUUCAUUGAAAAAUAAAAAAUGCAAAUAAUAUAGAAAAACACAUAUUUUUUAGGGUUGUUUACAUGAUCAGCCUUAUAAUUGGAUUAACAAAAAAAUUUAAAUACAGAAUGGAAAGAAACGAUACAGCGUGCAAUUAAUUGGGCGUCAUGUAUUUGACAAUUUAUUGCUACGUUGUCUUAUAUAUAUUUAUCAAUAGUUAUUUCAUAUUUAUGAUAUAUACUUUCUCGCCAUAUUAAACAUUAAGUAGUAGUAUAUUCAGGCGUAAAUUUGAGCUUUGAAAAAAAUUGAUUUGUAUUGAAUAUUUACAUAUUUAUUAUAAAUUAUAAUGGAAUAUGAAAAUUCCAUGGAAAAUCCGAUGAAUAAGAAAUUAAUAGUCAUAAAAAUUGACUAUAUGAUCCAAAAAAAGAGUAAGGACAAUUAAAGAAAAGAAGUAAAUAAAAACAGAAGAAAGCGUUAAAAAAAUCAGUACUAAAUAUUAUAACUUAUUCAAUGUCUUACUAAUUUAAUAUUCAUCGGAAUAUCGCUAGAAAUUUUUAUUUUAUACACAACACGAGUAUGAAUGACGAGAAUAUUUUAAACAAAAACAAAUAAAUUAAAUUUCAAAAGAUAUUUAAUAGUCAUGGUUAGCAAAGUUAUAAAUGAAUAAUGCCUGUGAUAAUAGUAUCGUCAGGAUAAGUUGUGUCCUUAAAGAGUCUCUGAUAUUGUUGUUAGGUAAAUAUAAAUUAGAGAAAACUACUGAGGAAUCUGAAUUAAAUGCUGGAGUUGUCUUGCUAUUAAUUAGAAAAAAGUAUAAGUUACAAAGAUAAAUAAUAAUAAUAAUACUAACAAUAAUAAUAAUUAAAGAUACAUAGAUAAUAAAUAAAUUAAAAAAAAAAAAACGGUGUGUUCAGGUCUGAUUUGCACAACGAUACCGACACACGCUGCGCCCACCAACAGUCUCCAACGGUACGCUAAAUAAUGAAUUAAAAUUAAAGCAUAAUUUAAAAAAAAAUUACAGGCGAAAUUGAUAGCAUAAACGAAUGGAUGACCAUUAAAAAGAGGAUCUUUUACCUCACAAAAUUAUUAUAUUACGCUCACCUUAUAUAUACUUGAAUAUUUUAGUAUAGAUUUACUCUAUUUACAUAUUUUUAUCUGUGGAAGACUACUUGGCUAAUUUAGGCCACUGUUGAAAUUCACCCCUUAUUUGCCUUGAUGUUUAAAUUACAACAAUAAUAUUUAAAGAAGUAAAUGAAAACAAAAAAAAAUAAUAAUAAUUAAAAUAACGAAAAAAAAGCGGAUUACUUGUUACGUAAAUGGUAAUUGUGAUAGAUUUUUUGAUGAUUUUUACAAUCUCAAAAGUCUUAUUAUCCUAAUAUGUUUAGAAUUAUAUCUCUUUAAUCACACUCUACGUAAUAGAUACACUCUGCUUAACUGUUAAAGCAAUAUUUCAUAAAAAAAUAUUUAAAAAAAAAAGUAAAGCGAUAUAGCGCAUUACAUCUAAAAACACAUUCAAAAACACCUCGGGACUAUAACAAAAUUCAAUAUAAGGCAUUCUAAUCUGAGCUUGACACUGGAUGACAAUUGCUUAUUAUUCUCAACGAACUCUAUAUUCACUAUUAGUUUACAAUUAUCCACUAUUCACCGAAUGUCUUAAACAUAUGGAAAGUAGUUAAACAAUUUAGAGAAAUGAUACAUUAGCAGUAAAAAAUAAACAGUAACAAAAUUUCCGUGAUCUGGAAAACUCGAUUAAAUGUUGUUCAAUUUUUAAAUUCAACUUGCUGUUUUUAGAUUUAACAUUUAAAUCAACUGAUCAAAGAACUGGAAAAAUAAUAUCUGGAAUCGGUUUUUUUGUCCAAAAAAGAUUUUACCAGUUUUUUAAUCAGACUAUCAGUAUCAUCGGUAUUUUGUAUAGCUGAUAAUAAGAAAAAAAUUAACUACUCCUAUUUUAUUGACCUUAUAUUUUCAACAAACAUCUUCUAUAUACACAAUUAUUGGUAUCAGAUGAUAGGAUUUUAUGAAAAAAACACGAUAUAAACUGAGAAUUCUAGCCUACGGUUAAUCAUAGUCUUCCUAGAAUCAUUGAGUAAUAUUGACUAUGCUAUAAAAAUUUUAGGAACAGUUUUAGAGUCAUUCAGUUUAAUUAAAACAUAUUAUAAAUAUAUAUAUGCGUAUAUAUGUAUAUAUUUAUACAUAUUUAAAAAAAAAACACAUUGACUUAUUAAUUAUAACUGAGAAAACGUGAAAAUUCAAAAAAUAAAUGAACGUAUAUCAAUUAUUAUUCAUUCAUGAAAUCUAAUAAUUGAAGAGAUUGAAAGAAGCUAAAUAAUUUUUUAUUGGCUCGUGCAAUGAAAAUUAAUAUAUCAAUUAUUUUAUUAUUCUAUUUUAAAUGUCUCAAUUUUUUAAUUUAAAAUUUAUAUAUCAAGAUUAAAAGCAAAAAAAAAGAAAACAAUAUCGAUCGAUGAAAAUUUAGAAAAAAAAAAUAUUACGUCUAUAUGUUUCAGGAAGAGAGGGAAAGAAUCGAAAGAAGGAAGCGUAAAAAGUAAAUGUCGAUAAUUUCUUAUACAAUAAUAGUUUUUUUAAAAGCAGUAUUUUUUAUUCCUAAUCAUUCAUAUACACCCAACUAUUAUAUAAUUUAUUAUUUGUAUUCUCGUGCAUUAAGCAUUAUGUGUUCCAUUGGCUGUUUGCUAUUUAACGUAUAUAAGCGUGCAUAUUUAAAAGAAAACGAUGUCUUUGCAUCAAAAAUUUUUCUUCGUCUGCCAAAUUAAUGCAAUGAAAUUUUUACUAAUAUGACUACCGAUCGGAGUUUAAAUCAA